Messenger RNA from Lymnaea stagnalis (great pond snail), 3343 nucleotides. NCBI's taxonomy places the organism in Eukaryota, Metazoa, Mollusca, Gastropoda, Lymnaeidae. The record is from the annotation of a GenBank genome assembly.
AAAUCAAAACAACAUUUUUGUUACUUUUUACAAAUAUUUAUACCAUUUAAUAUAUUAUUAUGUUGGCUACCAUUGCAUUAUGUUUACUUUCAGAACAAAUUGACCUCCAAACUUAACACAAGUUUCGAUAACUUUUUUAUAUAAAUAAAUAGACCUGGCUACUACUAAGUUAACUAAGAUACCCGAAUGACUUUAUUCAACUUUACCGAGUGUUGUCAUUUCCAUUGUGUUUACAGUCUACUAACACAUUUGAUGAAAACAAACAUCUACAAGAUUUACAAUCACAAGUACUUUAAAAUAUAAAACAAAUACAUUAAAUAUGGCAUCAAGUCGAAAAAUAAUAACAGUCAACAACUGUGCAGCUCUUAAGAAAGAGUUAAGUGGUUUGAAUUUGAAAGAUUCUAUCUAUAUUUUAUUUAGUGGAAGUCCUAAUAAUAAAGGUGAUAGCUGGUGCCCUGAUUGUGUAAAAGGUAACGCACAAUCUAUAUUUGCAUGUUAUAUAUAUAAUAUAAUAUAUAUAGGCUAAUAUAAUAAAGGCAAUAAAGGCAUACAGUAGCGUAGCUAGGUUUAGUACCUCCAAGGACGGAUCAAGAUCCCCCCAUGAAAACUCCUACUGAAGUUGGUCUUAAGUGCAGACUUCAUAUAAUAUCAUAUUUAAUUUAUAUUAUAUAAAGAAAAAAAAAAGAACUCCCAGCACCCCCUUCCAAUGCUACUAUAUUUAUGUGUGUGUGUGUGUGUAUAUUAUAGUUAUAGGCUAAAUACAUGUUGACUUAUUUGAUGUUUAUAUUAUUUAAAUAUUAUUAUUAUACUUUAAGAAUGUCUAGGCCUAGCUAUCAUAUAUUAAUUUAAAUAUUAAUAGUGCAGUGUAAAUUAUUUAAAUUUAUGUCAUAAAAAAUGUCUUUUCUCUAUUUUAUUUUCUUCUCUUUCCACAGCUUAUCCAGUGGUUAAUAAAGGUUUUGAAAAAUCACCAACAAAAUCAACAUUGAUAUAUUGCCUCGUAGGUGAUAAGCUCAGGUAAGUUUAGUAGUUUUUAUUGUGCUGUAUAUAUAUUAACCAAUGAUUAAUAAUAUAUUAAAUUAAAAGUACAAUAUUAAAUUGAAGCAGUCUAGUUAAUUUAUCUAUAAAGCUAUGUUAAUAUUUUCAAUGAAUUUUUGUGUGUCCCUGCCCUGUACGUUAAAAAUAUUUUUAUUAAUGCAACUUUAAUUUUAGCUGGAGAGACCCUAAUAAUGAAUUUAGAACAGAUCCCCAGUUUUUUGUGAAGCGUGUACCAACACUCCUUAAGUUUGGCUCGGUAAGUCGAAGGCAUCGCUAUUUAGAUUUCACUAUUUCACAGCACAAACAUUGAUUUGUUAAUAUUUAAAUAUUAAUUAACUGAAUAUAGUGGAUAAAGGAAUAAUCCAUGGUUUUUACAUUGUUGUCCUAAAAGCUGCCUAAGUGUUGUAACAUUUUUGACUCUCUGUGUUUUUUUUUCAACAGCCUAAGAGAUUGGAAGAGGAAAAGUGCUGUAAAGAUGAUUUAGUUGAAAUGAUUUUUGAGGAAUGAGAUUAAGACUUAAAAUUUUAGUGGCUAGAAAUAUGUGUUCUUUUGAUUCAUUUAUGUAUUUUUGCUGAAGAAAAAAUUAUAUGUAAUGUUAUUCUUUUUGAAAAAAAAAUGUGACCGGUAUUAAAAAUGUUUAUGUGACCUUUCAAAUGUUUUAGAACCUUUAUACCCAAAGUGUUUUUUAAAAAUCCUUAUAAAUUGGAAUAAUACUAAUUUGUAAGCUUUUUAUAUUUUUAUUUAAGUAUCAAGUCAUAAUACGUUUUUAAUCGCAUUUAACUUUAAGAAAAUUAAUAUUAUUUACUUUACUUGACAUUAUUUAUAGUUGUGCAUAAAAUUUCAUUUAAAAGGUACCAGUAAAUAGUAAAUUAUACUACCCUGACUGAUUCCCCUCCUCUGACCGAUAAACGAUCUUGCUGGCUGCCGUCCAUGGUUUGCCUUGUAAAAGUUAUGUGGUGGGGUGGGUGAAUAUACAUUGCUGUUCUUCAUUUCAUAAAUGUAUUUUAUUUUAAUGUCAUGAUUAUGUCUCUUUUGAUAAAAUUUUUAUGUACAGCGCGGUGAGCCCAGCCCUAGGCUGGGGUACCGCGCUAUAAAAGACGUCUUAUUAUUAUUAUUAUUGAAAUUUGUUAGAAAAAGCUUGCUGCUGUUCUGCUCUUCAUAGCUAUAUAUCUUUUAAAACCAGUAUUGAAUAGUUUUGUAUCAAACUUAUAUUUUAUUUAAGAUGGUUUGAAUAUUAAGAUAUAACUUGAAAUUGAAAGAUAACAACUUACAUUAAGAGGUGAGAAAAAACUUAUUUUAGAAACUAGUGUUUGAGAGAUUUUUACAUGAGAAUGAUGUUUACUUGAAAGAUUUUAAAAAUAAAUUUAUGUUUACAUGGACAGAAAGUUUGAAUUACAUACAUUCAUUUACAAAAAUAAACAUUCAUCCCAUUCCGAAAGAAAAAUUGCUUGAAAUUUAUACCUUGUAAUGUCAUUCUUGAAAUAAAAGCCAUUUAUACCAAAUUUGAUGGGUAGUAAAUUAAGCUUUUUAUAUAAAAUUUGUUAAAUUUUCCGAGUUUCAUUUUUAAACAAAUGAAACAAAGCCUAAAAAGAAUCAGUGUUUUUUUUAUCAACCAAAUUGCUUAAUGUAGAUAUUUAGACUUUGCUGCCCUGGUUUUAACACCAGUCACUUUGUACUGACAACAAGUUAAUUUCAUUUUACUGUAUGGUGUUCUAUAACAUAAUCCCUCACCAUUUAUCUGAGGAGUUCAAAUAAGAAAUUCAUCAGUUUAGAUCAUAUAUUCAAGACAAUUAUGGAAUACUAUACAAGAAAUAAAACUUUAAACUCUAUAGCCUAUAAUUAUAUAUAUACUUAUACUCUAUCUUGAUUCUAUGCUUCUGCACGAUCAUGAUUUAAACAUCAUAUGCUUAAAAAUUGGUUAUGAAAUGUUAUUGGGAUUAUUCUUUAAUAAUAUAAUAGUAAUUUUAAUAUAAAAAUUUUUAAAUUAUAAAAUUAAUGUUAACACUGUUAAAAAAUUAUUUAAAAAAUAAAAAGAUUGUUAUAUAAUAUAUUUUAUCUCUUUAAAUAUUAAUAUAUUUUGCUUCUGGUGUGUCCUGCUUCCUUUUCACUACCGGCCCUCUCCUUACUCAACAUAUUAAAAACUCGUUUCUUCAAAAAAUAUUUUGAUAAUUUUCAAAAUGAAUAAUUUGGGUGUUGAUGCUAAUCAUGUUUUUCAUGCACAAAAUUUGACCAUUGGCCAUCAUCAUACAUAUCUCCCUAGGUUAUACAAUUGGUCUCGCAUCUAUUUCUUGCUGAAAUUUUAUGUUUU